This is a messenger RNA of Octopus sinensis (East Asian common octopus), 515 nucleotides long. Its product is annotated as histone H3-like. Bases 1 to 411 code for a protein of 136 amino acids. The transcript has a single exon. The record is from RefSeq and is a predicted model, not a curated record. Lineage: Eukaryota; Metazoa; Mollusca; Cephalopoda; Octopoda; Octopodidae. Gene Ontology annotation, molecular function: DNA binding; structural constituent of chromatin; protein heterodimerization activity. Gene Ontology annotation, cellular component: nucleosome.
AUGGCUCGUACUAAGCAAACUGCUCGUAAAUCCACCGGUGGAAAGGCUCCACGUAAGCAACUGGCUACCAAGGCAGUCAGGAAAAGUGCCCCAGCUACUGGUGGUGUGAAAAAACCUCAUCGUUACAGGCCCGGUACCGUUGCUCUUCGUGAAAUCAGACGUUACCAAAAAUCCACCGAACUUCUCAUCAGGAAGCUUCCUUUCCAGAGACUUGUUCGUGAAAUCGCUCAGGACUUCAAGACUGAUCUUCGUUUCCAGAGUUCUGCUGUGAUGGCUCUUCAAGAAGCUAGCGAAGCUAAUUUGGUUGGUCUUUUCGAAGAUACCAACUUGUGUGCUAUCCACGCUAAGAGAGUGACCAUCAUGCCCAAGGACAUCCAGCUUGCCCGUCGUAUCCGUGGCGAGAGAGCUUAAGUUGCUUUUAGCAUUGUAGAAUGGCCCUUUUUAGGGCCCCUAUAUUAUAUCGAAAGUCCCCUCGGUUGAUAUGCUUUUCGCUUAGUUACAUUUUUUCAGGUUUC